Xylona heveae TC161 is the source of this 1483-nucleotide messenger RNA. RefSeq names its product putative rab GTPase Ypt5. NCBI's taxonomy places the organism in Eukaryota, Fungi, Ascomycota, Xylonomycetes, Xylonales, Xylonaceae. The record is from RefSeq and is a predicted model, not a curated record. Gene Ontology annotation, molecular function: GTPase activity; GTP binding. The transcript is spliced from 5 exons. Bases 382 to 1041 code for a protein of 219 amino acids.
CGCAGCUGUUACUGUUACCGCCACUACUCGUUAGUUGCUUGAAAGGCAUUUGGAUUUUCCUUGACGACGUACGCCCCAUACACUCCGUACUGUGAAGAUGUACUACGGGCAACGACUUGGCCGCUACUCAACCACCUAAACCCUGCCUACCUUACCUGGCUUGCACCCCCAUCAUCAUCACCAUCCUCACCAUCGCCCUUCGCCUCCCUCUGAAGUCCACCGACAGCAAUUUUGCAUUUGAGCUUUAAGAAAUCAGACGAACUGCUCGUUGGAAGUUGUCAUCCACCGACACUCGAGGUCUAGAUUCAGCCAGCUGGGGCUGAAAUACUUUAGCUCUCACUCGCAUACCGCCUAUCAGCUCCCGAAACAUUUCUCUUCAUCAUGGCCGCCAGGGUUCCCGCGAGCGCCCGAGCUGGAGGGGCACGGUUUGCUCAGUUUAAACUCGUCUUGCUCGGAGAAUCGGCUGUAGGAAAGAGUUCGCUCGUGCUUAGAUUUGUCAAGGACCAAUUCGAUGAUUACAGAGAGUCGACGAUUGGCGCCGCCUUUCUGACCCAGACAAUCGCUUUGGACGAGAACACGACAGUGAAGUUUGAAAUUUGGGAUACUGCAGGCCAAGAGCGCUAUAAGUCUCUGGCCCCAAUGUAUUACCGCAAUGCCAACUGCGCAGUUGUUGUCUAUGACAUCUCUCAGGCACAAUCCCUGGACAAGGCCAAGGCGUGGGUGAAGGAGCUGCAACGACAGGCCAAUGAGAACAUCGUCAUUGCACUUGCCGGCAACAAGCUCGAUCUUGUCACCGAGAACCCCAGCAAGCGUGCUAUUCAGACAGAAGACGCAGAAACGUAUGCUAAGGAAGCUGGACUCCUCUUCUUUGAGACAUCGGCAAAGACAUCAGAAAAUGUCCGGGAGCUGUUCACUGAGAUUGCAAAGAAGCUCCCUCUGGAUCAGGCGGGACCGAGAAAUAUUCGGUCGGGUCCUCGCGCAGGCGUCGAUUUGAGACCCGAGGCUUCGGGCACACAGGGUGCUGGAGCUUGUAGUUGCUAAUUUGGUGCACUCCUUUACAGUUUGGCUGCAGCAGGUUACAUCUUUCUUUGGUAGAGCGUUUGUUUCCUCACUUGAUUGUGCUCUUCUAGAGUGGAGUCUGCUUAGGGUCUUUGACCCUCUGUUAAGGCGUGGACCAAUGUGUCCCGUCGUAUCUAUUCUCAAAGGCGAGAUGAGAUUCUCUGGGUUGUUUGAUAUAUUUGGUGCUUGAUCAUUGCUCGAUUGUUUAUUAUUUCCUCCCACCCGGUACUUACACAUCUAAUACUCUGCUGCCCUGGAUUGCCGCUCGACUUGGGAAGGAAUCGUCACCGUCUACUCCUUUACGGCUUUGAACACUUCAUUUCAUCAGUUUCAUACAUUUAUUGUUUGAUGCUUUUAUUCCAUCUGAUUCUUUUCUUUCCUCCAAUCUUUAAUAUUCUCAGGUAGAGAAAAUUUAUUCUCAGAC